Molecule: messenger RNA, 1223 nt
Organism: Nilaparvata lugens (brown planthopper)
Lineage: Eukaryota; Metazoa; Arthropoda; Insecta; Hemiptera; Delphacidae
Gene: unc-119
Product: protein unc-119 homolog B-A
Exons: 6
Coding region: 427-1110 (227 amino acids)
Biological process (GO): lipoprotein transport; nervous system development; cilium assembly
Cellular component (GO): cilium
Molecular function (GO): lipid binding
Source: RefSeq, a predicted model, not a curated record
UGUGUGGUGCAUAUUAUUAUUGCAUCAGCUGAUAUUUGUUUACUAGGUCGAGUCAGUUCAGAGUUCAGAUACUGUCUCUCCCCCGUUUGAGUCAAGUAUUUAUUAGAACUUCUAGAUAUUCUGAUAAAUUACCGCUCAAUUAAUUGGGGUUAAUUUUUCAGGGAAUAUCAAUCAACUGUUAUUAAUGCUGUAGCCUCGGAUUAAUCCAGUACAAUUGUUUAACCUGUCUGAACCUGAAGGUUUAAUUACUGUACAUUUCCAUCAUAUGAUAAGUAAACUGGGACAAGUCAUAACUGGUGCUAAACUGUGAUUGAAACUCACAAAUUAUUCAUUUGAUAAUUUUUUUUAAUUGAAUCUCAAACCAAUCACAUCAAUUUCCAAGUUUAUAUGCCCAACGUGAUCUGAGGUUACUUCAAAUUAGCCACAAUGAGUUUGGUUAUCAAACGAAAUGAGAAUGAAACAGUCAAUGGAAAGCAGAUCAAGCAUUCUCAGGACAUUUCUGAGGAUGUUAUGACGGAAGAAAUUCUUCUGAACAAAGGAGUUGUUACCCCAGAUGAUAUCUUGAAGUUACCCUACAUUACAGAAAAUUAUUUAUGCUCACCUGAUGCAAACAUUUAUGACAUCGAUUUUGUUAGAUUCAAAAUCAGGGAUCUUGAAACUGGCACUGUUCUCUUCGAAAUCGCUAAACCAAGCAUGCCACCAGGUCCCGAAGAAGGUGAUAAUGAAGCAGAAACCGAUGAUCCUGAUCCCAAUGCCGGAAGAUUUGUGCGUUACCAGUUCACUCCUCAGUUUCUCAAGUUGAAGACGGUUGGUGCAACUGUGGAGUUUACUGUGGGAAGUCGACCGAUCACAAACUUCCGUAUGAUUGAAAGACACUUCUUCAGAGACACCCUUCUCAAGAGCUUUGACUUUGAAUUUGGCUUUUGCAUUCCAAACAGCAGUAACACCUGUGAACACAUUUACCAUUUUCCUACACUUUCUUCAUCUCUCGUUUCAGAAAUGAUCGCCCACCCUUUUGAGACACGUUCAGACAGUUUCUACUUUGUGGAUGAUUGUCUAAUGAUGCACAACAAGGCAGAUUAUGCCUAUGAUGGAGGCCUCUCCAAAUAAGAUCUCACUAUUCACCCUACAAAAAUAUUUGUUCGCACUUAAUUAUUUAUCCAAUUGAUGUAUUACUACCCUAGUCCUUUUGUUAAAAUAUAAUUGAUAUUCUGAAAACAUAA